This is a messenger RNA of Musa acuminata subsp. malaccensis (wild Malaysian banana), 1724 nucleotides long. Its product is annotated as cytochrome P450 CYP72A616. NCBI's taxonomy places the organism in Eukaryota, Viridiplantae, Streptophyta, Magnoliopsida, Zingiberales, Musaceae. The record is from RefSeq and is a predicted model, not a curated record. Gene Ontology annotation, molecular function: heme binding; iron ion binding; oxidoreductase activity, acting on paired donors, with incorporation or reduction of molecular oxygen.
GGUGGCUUAUAAGUCAUUGUCCAUCCCCUUAUCCCGGUGUCCCAACCGAGGAGAACACAGGGAGGAGGAAUGAUGGCAGAGAUGCUCCGUCUUGCUCUACUUGCAUGCUCACUCGCUGUGCUUCUCUUCUCUUGCUUCAAGGUGGCAUACUCCCUGUGGUGGAAGCCCAAGGCAUUGGAAAGGCAUUUGAGGCAGCAAGGCAUCAGAGGCAACCCUUACAGGUUCUUUUAUGGGGACCUGAAGGAUGACAUGCACGCCAGAAUUAUAGCCUCGUCCAAGCCAAUGGAUUUGUCCCACCAGUUCGUUCCUCGUGUUGCUCCCCUUUUGCAUAAGAUAGUUCAGAAAUAUGGAAAGAUAUCUGUUGUUUGGAUUGGAACGACACCCAGAGUGAUCAUUCAUGACCCGGAGUUGAUGACGAAAGUGCUACUUGAUCGAAUGCAACAGUUUCGAAAGUCUCGUCUCAACCCUCUUGUAAAGCUUAUAGGCAUGGGGGUGCCUACGCUCGACGGAGAGGAAUGGGCCAGACGGAGAAGGGUCAUCAACCCCGCAUUCCAUCUCGAGAAACUGAAGGAAAUGGCGCCUGCAUUCCUGAAAAGCUGCGUCGAUAUGGUAGAGAGAUGGCGGAACUUAACCAGCCCUGAAGGAUCUUGCGAAGUCGAUGUAUGGAACGAAUUCCAGAAUCUGACAGCGGAUAUCAUAUCUCGAACGGCUUUCGGGAGUAGCUACAAGGAAGGCAAGAAGAUAUUUGAACUACAGAAGGAGCAAGCUGUUCUGGUGAUGGAAGCAGCUCGGGCUCCAUAUGUUCCAGGCUUCAGAUUCGUACCAACCGCGAAGAACAAAAGGAGAAUGCACAUACACAGGGAGAUCAAGAGCAUGUUAAUGGAUAUGAUCAACAAAAAAUUAGACUCUAUUGCGAAGGGCGAAUCCACCGCCGAUGAUUUGCUAGGCUUGCUGGUGCAAUAUAGCAACGACGGGGAUCACGGCAAUUGCAGCAUUACAACUGACGAUGUGAUCGAGGAAUGCAAGCUCUUUUACUUUGCCGGCCAAGAGACGACAUCGGUGCUGUUGACAUGGACAUUGAUUCUUCUGUCCAUUUACCCAACAUGGCAGCAGAGAGCACGAGAAGAAGUUGUGAGCGUCUGCGGCAAGAAUUCGCCUGACUUCGAGUCUACAAGCCGCCUAAAGACUGUAACCAUGAUAUUGCAUGAGGUUUUGAGGUUGUAUCCGCCUGCGACUGGCAUUCUCCGGCGAACCAUCAAGACCACAAAAUUGGGAGGCUUCUCAUUCCCUGCUGGAAUUGAGCUUUUCCUGCCCAUACUCCUCAUCCACCAUGACCGAGAAACAUGGGGGGAAGAUGCAGAAGAGUUCAAACCGGAGAGAUUCUCAGAAGGUGUUUCGAAGGCAUCAAGGACUCCAAAUGCGUUCGUUCCUUUCGGAUGGGGUCCAAGGAUUUGUUUGGGCCAGAGCUUUGCCAUGAUAGAAGCAAAGAUGGCUUUGGCUUGCGUUCUCCAGCAUUUCUCCUUUGAACUGUCACCUUCCUACGCCCAUGCCCCUCACGAUGUCGUCACUCUGCAACCACAGUCUGGAGCUCAACUUAUCCUACAUCAACUCUGAGACCACGGGAUCGCUCUCUUAUAUCAUUAUUAUGUAGUCAUGGGCGGUCGAAUUAGAUAAACUAGUAGAUUUUAUCGACAUCUUAUGCUGAUAUAAAAGUUGUUCUGCCA